AUGGAGAAGGGUCGCGAUGGCGCUGCGGCGCCGCCGCUGAAAAUGCUCGACAGAAAGCGGGGAUGCGCGGCCAACGCCGUGCUCGUCGCCUUCAUCGUCACCGUGCCGUCGAUGGCCAUCCUCUUCGGCGCGCGCUCGAGCGCGUCUGCGUUGUGGAUCGGCUCCGCCAACGCCUCACGUAUAGGAGCGCACGACAGGCUUCUCGGCGGCCUACUUGCCAACGACGGCUUCGACGAGCGAUCCUGCCACAGCAGGUACGAGUUCGCCACGUACCGCCGGAACGCCGGCAGGAAACCCUCCCCGUACCUCGUUACCAAGCUGCGGCGGCACGAGGCCCUGCAAAGACGCUGCGGCCCGGGCACCGCCGCCUACAGCGACGCCGUGGAGCAGCUCCGGUCGGGGAAAAGCCACCCCGGCGCCAUCGGGUCUCCGGAGUGCAGGUACCUGGUGUCCAUAUCGUACCAAGGCCUCGGGAACCGGAUCCUGGCGGCCGCGUCGGCGUUCCUGUACGCGAUGCUCACCGGCCGCGUGCUCCUCGUGGACCCCAGCAACGAGAUGGGCCAGCUUUUCUGCGAGCCCUUCCCCGGCACGACGUGGCUGCUGCCGCCGGACUUCCCGCUGACGAGCUACACCAACUUCAGCAUUGACACCGCCGAGAGCUACGGGAACAUGCUGAAAAACAAGGUGAUCGAUGCCGCGUCGACGACGGCGCAGCAACUGCCGCCGUUUGCGUAUGUCCAUCUCGACCACGACGCCAGCGUGGAAGACAAGUUUUUCUUCUGCGACGAGGACCAGAGGGUUCUGCGGGACAUCCGGUGGCUGGUGAUGAGGACGGACAGCUACAUCGUGCCGGGGCUGUUCCUGGUCACGGGAUUCCAGGAGGAGCUCGGCGUGCUCUUCCCGGAGCCGGACGCCGUGUUCCACCACCUCGGCCGGUACCUGUUCCACCCCAACAACAACGUCUGGGGCUUCAUCACGCGCUACUACGACGCCUACCUCGCGACGGCGCACCAGCGCGUCGGUAUCCAGGUGCGCGUAUUCGGCGCCGACCCGGAGUCGCCGGAGCUGCUGGAACAGAUCACCACGUGCACGCAGAAGGAGAAUUUGCUUCCUGGGUUGCUCGCCGCGGGGAUCGAUCCUCCCGCCGUUCCACCGGCGGCGCCUGCCGGCCGGAAGUUUUCCAAAGCCGUUCUGGUCACCUCGCUCAAGUCGUGGUACUACGACAAGCUCAAGAGCAUGUACUGGGAGCACGCGGCGGCCAGCGGUGAGGCGGUGGCCGUGCACCAGCCCAGCCACGAGGAGUACCAGCUGUUCGGCGCCAGGUCGCACGACACCAAGGCGUGGGCGGAGAUAUACCUGCUGAGCCUCACCGACGUGCUGGUGACUAGCGGAAGGUCGACGUUCGGGUACGUGGCGCAGGGCCUCGGCGGCCUGACGCCGUGGGUAAUGUACAAGCCGGCCAACGGCUCCGUGGUGCCACCAGAUCCGCCGUGCGGCCGGGACGUCUCCAUGGAACCGUGCUUCCACAACCCUCCGUUCUACGGCUGUAGAAUCAAGCAGUGGGUGGACACCGGGAAAAUUGUGCCGCAUGUCCAGCGUUGCAAAGAUGUGAGCUGGGGGUUGAAACUUGUAGGUAGAAAUGAAAGUAAAACUUGCCACAUUGUAGCUCUCCUGGGUUUCCACACCCUAUUCGCACUUGCUUGUUGCCAAUUGCUUGUUGUCAAUUGCUGGCAUGGAGUUAAACGUGCAAUUGCUAGAAAUUGGUCAGCAGACAUGAACCAUUGCUAA
This is a messenger RNA of Lolium rigidum, 1788 nucleotides long. Its product is annotated as galactoside 2-alpha-L-fucosyltransferase-like. Gene Ontology annotation, cellular component: membrane; Golgi apparatus. The record is from RefSeq and is a predicted model, not a curated record. Gene Ontology annotation, biological process: xyloglucan biosynthetic process; cell wall biogenesis. The transcript has 3 exons. Gene Ontology annotation, molecular function: galactoside 2-alpha-L-fucosyltransferase activity. The coding region runs from base 1 to 1788 and encodes 595 amino acids. Lineage: Eukaryota; Viridiplantae; Streptophyta; Magnoliopsida; Poales; Poaceae.